Molecule: messenger RNA, 441 nt
Organism: Hevea brasiliensis (rubber tree)
Lineage: Eukaryota; Viridiplantae; Streptophyta; Magnoliopsida; Malpighiales; Euphorbiaceae
Product: peroxidase 73-like
Exons: 2
Coding region: 1-441 (146 amino acids)
Biological process (GO): response to oxidative stress
Molecular function (GO): heme binding; peroxidase activity
Source: RefSeq, a predicted model, not a curated record
AUGGCGGGUCGAUUCCAGCUUUUGCGUGUAUUGCCAUUUUCUUUCAGUUUGUGCCUCUUCUCUGAUACUGUAUCAGCUCAGCCGAGACAAAAUUAUUAUUCCAACAUUUGCCCAAAUGUGGAAUCCAUUGUUAGAAAUGCAGUCCAAAAGAAAAUUCAACAGACUUUUACCACUGUUCCUCCAACCGUCCGUCUCUUCUUCCAUGAUUGCUUUGUGCAGGGUUGUGAUGCUUCAGUUAUAAUUCAAUCCACUCCGACGAAUAAAGCAGAGAAGGACCACCCUGAUAAUCUAUCAUUGGCCGGCGAUGGAUUUGACACCGUGAUCAAGGCCAAAGGAGCCGUGCACGCCGUCCCCAGCUGCAGAAACAAGGUGUCGUGCGCAGAUAUUCUUGCAAUGGCAACAAGAGAUGUUAUUGCUGUGGUGAGUCCACAUAAUUUAUAG